This is a messenger RNA of Beta vulgaris subsp. vulgaris (sugar beet), 6432 nucleotides long. RefSeq names its product rRNA biogenesis protein RRP5. The transcript is spliced from 22 exons. The coding region runs from base 171 to 5861 and encodes 1896 amino acids. Gene Ontology annotation, molecular function: RNA binding; protein binding. Gene Ontology annotation, biological process: rRNA processing. Gene Ontology annotation, cellular component: nucleus; nucleolus; small-subunit processome. NCBI's taxonomy places the organism in Eukaryota, Viridiplantae, Streptophyta, Magnoliopsida, Caryophyllales, Amaranthaceae. The record is from RefSeq and is a predicted model, not a curated record.
UAUGCUAUUGCUACUUGCUAGCGAAUAAAUCAACCAAUUCUUAAACCCUUGGAAAACCCCAUUUUUCUCUCAUUUGCCUCUCUACUACAAACUACAAAAAGACGCCAUUUUUCUGCUUCACCACCUUACUUACUCUCUCAUUCUCUCUCCUCUAAAAAGCUAUAUAAAAAAUGGCGCCAUUUAAUAAGAAUUUGAAGAGGAAAUCCAGAGAACAACGCCAAAAUAAACCUUCAAAAGCUGGUGAUACUGCUCCUACUCAGGCCUUACCUCUUCAAUCUGAUGAUGAUGUUCCUGAUUUUCCCAGAGGAGGGGGAAGCAAGUUGAGUCGGGAAGAGAGAGAUGAAAUUAGGGCUGGAGUCGACGAAGAGUUUGAUGCGAAACGGAGAGAUACAAAGAAGAAGAAAACAGGUAAGGGUUUUAAAGGGAGUCGGAAAUCGAAUGACGAUGAAUUGGGUUCGCUUUUCGGAGAGGGGAUUUCGGGGAAGUUGCCUAGGUUUGCUAAUAAGAUCACUUUGAAGAAUCUUUCUCCAGGGAUGAAGUUGUGGGGAGUGAUUGCAGAAGUUAAUGAGAAAGAUCUUGCAGUGAGCCUUCCUGGUGGUUUACGCGGAUUAGUUCGGGCUAGUGAAGCAGUUGAAUCUGCUUUAGCAGAUAAUAUUAAGGAUUUGGAGGGUCAUGUCCUCUCUGCACUGUAUCAUGUGGGCCAGCUAGUAUCUUGUGUAGUAUUGCAAGUGGAUGAUGAUAAGAAAGAGUCCGGAAAGAGGAGGGUUUGGCUUUCAUUACGUCUUUCUCUGUUGCACAAGAGCUACUCUUUGGACGCAGUUCAAGAAGGGAUGGUCUUGACUGCAAAUGUGAAAAGCAUUGAAGAUCAUGGUUACAUUCUCAACUUUGGGGUGCCUUCUUUUACUGGUUUUUUGCCAAAGAAAAGCGAGGAAGAUGCUAUGGAGUUUAAGUUGAUUACAGGGCAGCUCGUGCAGGGGGUUGUUAAAAGUAUUGAUAAAGUUCGUAAAGUAGUUUAUCUGUCUUCUGACAGAGAUAUAGUGUCCAAAUGUGUGCUGAAGGAUCUCAAGGGUAUCUCACUUGAUCUUCUUGUUCCAGGCAUGAUGGUUAAUGCCCGAAUACAGACUACCCUUGAAAACGGGAUCAUGUUAUCAUUCCUUACUUAUUUCACUGGAACUGUUGAUAAGUUUCACCUGCAGAAUGCAUUUCCUGCAUCUGACUGGAAAAAGCAGUAUGAGAAAAAUAAAAAGGUCAAUGCUCGAAUUCUCUUUAUUGAUCCGUCUAGCAGGGCUGUCGGUUUGACAAUGAAUCCUCAUCUACUCCUCAACAAGGCUCCUCCUUUGCUCAUCAAGAUAGGUGAAAUAUAUGAACAUUCGAAAAUCAUCAGAGUAGAUAAGGAUUGGGGUCUUUUGCUUGAGAUUCCAUCCCCUCAAGCUCCCACUCCGGCGUAUGUGACUAUAUCUGAUGUGGCUGAUGAAGACGGCAUUAAGCUUGAGAAAAAGUUUAGGGAAGGAAAUGAUGUUCGAGUAAGAAUACUUGGGUUUAGGCACUUGGAUGGGCUUGCUAUGGGUGUUAUGAAGGCUAGUGCUUUUGAAGGUGCGGUCUUUACUCAUGCAGAUGUUAAGCCUGGGAUGAUAGUGAAGGCUAAAGUCAUUGCUGUGAAGAGCCAAGAUGCUAUUGUGCAAUUUCACAGUGGUGUCAAGGCCUCUUGCCCCCUACGACAUAUGUCUGAAUUUGAGAUCGAGAAGCCUCGUAAAAAGUUUAAGGUUGGUGCGGAGUUGAUCUUUCGUGUUCUUGGUUGCAAGUCAAAGAGGAUAACUGUUACGCAUAAGAAAACACUUGUGAAAUCAAAACUCAGCAUUCUGAGCUCUUAUGCUGAUGCAACUGAAGGGUUAGUAACCCAUGGGUGGAUUAUGAAGAUUGACAACCGUGGAUGCACUGUCCGAUUUUACAAUGGAGUUCAAGGAUUUGCCCCCAGAUCUGAGCUUGGUUUAGAGCCAGGAUGUGACACAAGCUCAAGAUACCAUGUUGAUCAAGUAGUAAAAUGCAGAGUAACAAGUGUUUCACAUGGUAUCAAUCUUAGUUUCAUUAUUUCACCAACAAAGCUUUCUGAGGAUGACAUGGUCAAGUUGGGUAGUGUGGUAUCUGGAGUGGUUGAGCUUGUCAUGCCAGAUGUCGUAUUCUUACAUGUAAAUGUAAAAGGAAACAUGAAGGGUACAAUUUAUACUGAACAUUUGGCUGACCACCAGGCACAAUCUGCUCAGAUGAAGUCGGUCUUGAAGCCUGGCCAUGAACUUUCUGAGCUGCUGGUUCUAGAUAUUGAAGGAAACAAUUUAAUACUUAGUGCAAAAUAUUCUCUCAUUCAUGCUGUACCACAGCUUCCUGCUGAUAUUACACAGGUUACUUUGAACUCGGUGAUCAAUGGUUAUGUAUGUAAUUUGAUUGAAAAUGGAUGUUUUGUUCGCUUUCUUGGGCGUUUGACCGGCUUCUCUCCGAGGAAAAAGGCACUAGAUGACAGGAACACUAAUCUUUCUGAUAUAUUUUUCGUUGGACAAUCUGUGCGCUGCAAUAUUGCUGAAAUUAACAAUGAAAGUGGUCGCUUAACAUUGUCACUAAGGCAGUCCAGUUGCUCAUCUACUGAUGCUUCCUUCCUCCAAUCAUAUUUUCUAACAGAGGAGAAGAUUGCUGAGCUUCAUAUGUCGGAUUUAAGAAGCUCCAAGUUUAGCUGGCCCGAAAAUUUGAAUAUAGGAUGUGUAGUUGAGGGUAGAAUUAGUGAGGCAAAGGAAUUUGGGGUUGUUAUCAGCUUUGAGAAAUAUACUGAUGUUUUUGGUUUCAUCACACAGUAUCAGCUGCGUGGAAAGACUCCUGAAUCUGGCUCCACUGUUCGAGCUGUUAUUCUUGAUGUUGCUAAGUCAGAGCGCCUAGUUGACCUAUCUUUGAGGCCAGAAUUUGUUGAGAAGUCUGAAGGGGAUGCUAGUAAAUCCACAAUAUCUAAGAAGAAAAGAAAAAGAGAACUGAAAGAACUUAAAGUGCAUGAAACAGUAACUGCUGUAGUUGAAAUAGUUAAAGAGGGUUACUUGGUAGUUUCGUUACCAGAGCAUAAUUUUACUAUAGGAUAUGCAGCAGCAACUGAUUACAAUUUGCAAAGGUUACAACGGAAGCAGUUCUCCAGUGGUCAAAGAGUUGUUGCAACUAUCAUGGCACUUCCAAGUGAUUCAACAGCGGGCAGGUUGCUUUUGCUCCUUGAAUCUUCUAACCAGGUUGUGGAGACGUCAAGCUCAAAGAAGGCAAAGAAGAAAUCUGAAUAUGAUAUUGGCUCUCAGGUCCAUGCAGAGAUUACAGAUAUUAAACCUCUUGAGCUACGUUUAAAGUUUGGGAUUGGGUAUCGUGGGAGAGUUCACAUUACAGAGGUACAUGAUGAGAAUGUUGUUGAAGAUCCCUUCUCAGUAUACAAAGUGGGGCAGACAUUGACUGCUAGGAUUGUUGCAAAUUGUGUGAAGCCAGAGAACACUAAGAAAGGCAGCCUGUGGGAACUGUCUAUCAAACCAUCGACGGUAUCAGGUUCCAGUCUGACUAAAGAUGUGCAAAUAGCUGAGGCAUUCGACUUUUCGGUAGGACAGCACAUCAGUGGUUAUGUCUACAAAGUAGAUAAAGAGUGGGUCUGGUUAGCAGUCUCUCGGCAAGUGAAGGCUAAGCUUUUCAUUCUCGACAGUGCAUGUGAACCUGGCGAUUUGGAGAACUUUCAGAAGCGUUUCCGGGUGGGAGCUACUCUCUCUGGAUACAUCUUGAGCAUGAAUAGAGAGAAAAUGUCCUUGCGUUUAGUUAUGCACCCAUUUUCUGCCACCUCCAAUGGAUUAUUUGGUGGACUGAAGAACUGUUAUACUUCAGAUGAGAAGGAAGUGCAUCAUCUUCAGAGUGGAGGUGUUCGUGGUGGUAGAGUGUGGAGGAUUCUUCCGGGUGUUGGGGGAAUGCUUGUGCAGGUAGGACCUUACCUGUAUGGUAAAGUUCACUACACUGAGCUUACUGACAGCUGGGUUUCUGAUCCCUUAUCUGGCUAUCAUGAGGGUCAAUUCGUUAAGUGCAAAAUCCUCGAUGUCAACAACUCAGCUAAUGGAAAUGUCCAUAUUGACUUAUCAUUGCGCUCCUUUGAGGAUGCUGUUAUUGGAGACACUCGUAGCAGUCGUAUUCAAAAGAUUGAAGACCUUGAGCUUGAUAUGGUGGUGAAUGGUUAUGUUAAGAGUAUUACUCCCAAGGGAUGCUUCAUUCUUCUUUCCAGGCACAUUGAUGCAAAAAUCAAGCUUUCCAACUUGUCUGAUGGGUAUGUUGAAGACCCUAUGAAGGAAUUUCCAGUUGGUAAACUUGUUAAGGGGAAAGUCCUCUCUGUCGAACCUUUAUCGGGACGUGUUGAAGUUACUCUGAAGGUGGAUAGUAAGAGUAGCAGAUCUGAGUUGAGUGAUUUAGGUUGUCUAAGUGUUGGUGAUGUUGUAAAAGGUAGCAUUAAACGAGUCGUACCUUUUGGUCUCUUUAUUGUGAUUGAUAACACAAACUUGAAUGGAUUAUGCCAUGUGUCAGAGAUUUCUGAUGACCAUGUUGACAAUCUUGAUGACCAUUUCAGACCAGGGGGAAGAGUUACUGCAAAAGUUUUGAAAGUGGAUACUGAAAAACACAGAAUAUCACUUGGAAUGAAGUCUUCAUAUUUUGAGGAUGAGCUUGGUAAUAAUCAUGGAAUGAUGGAGGUUGAUUCAGUUGACGAUCCUACAAUUGUGGCUCAAGCGAAGGCUGACAUGCCUCAAAUUACACAUUCAGAUUUCUUAUUUGAACAUGAAGAGGGAUCAGCUCUUGUCCAAGUGGAAUCAAGGGCUUCUGUGCCUCCUCUGGAGGUUACUCUUGAUGAUAAUGAGGAUGACGAAGUGUUUGCUCUACCUGACAAGAAGGAAAUAAUUGUUAAUGGUUCCAGUGCCAUUGAUGAGAAGAACAAGAGGCAGGCUAAGAAAAAGGCCAAGGAAGAGAAGGAACAAGAAAUCAUGGCUGCUGAACAACGUUUGCUUGAGAGAGAUAUUCCGAGAACUACCGAUGAGUUCGAGAAAGUAGUUAGAAGCUCCCCCAACAGCAGCUUCGUCUGGAUAAAAUACAUGCAGUUUAUGCUUUCUAUGGCCGAUGUCGAGGGAGCCCGAUCAGUAGCUGAAAGGGCCUUGAAAACAAUCAACAUCACUUGUGACAAUGAGAAGCUGAACGUAUGGGUAGCAUACCUUAAUUUGGAAAAUCAGUAUGGGAAUCCCUCUGAGGAGGCGGUAGCAAAACUAUUUCAGAGAGCACUGCAGUACUGCGAUCACCUAAAGUUGCAUUUGGAGCUAUUAGGAUUGUAUGAAAGGACAGAACAGCAUAAAUUGGCUGACGAGCUUCUUGACAAAAUGGUUAAAAAGUUCAAACAGUCAUGCGAGGUAUGGCUGAGGAGAAUCCAGUGGCUAUUAAAGCAAAAGCCUGAUGAAGUUGAUAAGAUGAUGAAUCGUGCUCUUUUAUCACUCCCUAAGCAUGAAGUUGUACAGUUUCUUUCACAAGUGGCUAUCCUUGAGUUUAAAAAUGGGGUUCCAGAUAAAGGGCGGUCAAUAUUUGAGAAAAUGUUGCGUGAAUACCCGAAGAGGAGGGACCUGUGGAGUGUUUAUCUUGAUCAGGAAAUUCGAUUGGGUGAUGUUGACUUUAUCCGUGCGUUGUUUGAGAGAGCAACUAGUAUGAGUGUUCCAGCAAAAAAGAUGAAGUUCUUGUUCAAGAAAUAUCUCAAUUUUGAAAAGUCACUUGGUGAUGAGAAGCGGAUUCAGUAUGUCAUUCAGAAGGCCAGAGAGUACGUAGAAACAGCUGCGGCAUGAGAUGGACUGAUUUUGUUGUUUCCCUUCACCUUCCUUUCUCGGUUUCUCCCAUUGGUUCGUUCACCAGAAUGAAGACAACUGAUACGAGGCAUUAAGUGCUCACCAUUGGUAUCAUCGGAAACUGGGUUGAGAUCACUCAGUCCGAUUGGUACAGUGGUGAGGGAAGGAUCCAUCCAAGCUGCAAUAGACAUCCCCCUUCUUUUCCAUGAAGUUUGUCUGGAUUUGGGGAAAAUACGGGCCGCUUCGGAGAGCUCUAUACCAAGACAUUGGUGAGUAGGCUCUUGAUUUAGGCUUAUAAUUAUGUAUGUUGGUAUGAAGAGGUAUAAAUUUUGGAUUGUUACUAUAGGGUAAAAGCCUAUUAUUUCUUUAUAGGAUGGAUAGAAGUUACUUUCACCCGAUGAGCUUGUAAAAUGUGUUUUUUUGGGAGUGUAGUAUUCACUUCUGGAUUGUGAAAAUCAUCACUCCGAGGAUGCCGCGAGUUCAAAUACAUCAAAUACCAAGUACAUGUAAUUUGCCAAAAAAUUAUUUAUAUUUGUGUCCUUGUAUAUUAUGGAAUUUUAUUUUGGAAUUA